AUGCACAAAAGGAGAAAGUCAGAGCUGGUCUCAAAGUACCCUGUGUAUGCUACCUGCCCCCAAACAUGGAUUGGAUUUGGAAAUAAGUGUUUUUAUUUUUCUGAAGAAACAGGAAAUUGGACAUUCAGCCAGACCUUUUGUGCCUCUUUAGAAGCUUAUCUUGUUCAGUUUGAAACUGUAGAGGAACUGAAUUUCCUGAAAAGAUACAAAGGUCCUUCUGACCACUGGAUAGGCCUCAGAAGAGAGUCAUCACAUCACAUUUGGAAAUGGACACACAACCCUGAAUACAAUGUCUCGUUUGUCAUCAAAGGAGGUGGGGAAUGCGCUUACCUGAAUGAUAAUGGAGUCAGUAGCGCCAGGGUCUACACAGACAGGAAAUGGAUUUGCAGCAAACCGAGUAACGUCUACAGAUGCCAAGUUACUUCCAGGUCUUUCUGGCUUAACACUGGUGCAAUCAGCUCCUUACCUGAAGCUCACCACCUGACAAGGAGACACGGAAGUGUAUGUACAGAAACAACUGGAUCGUUGAAGCCUCGUAGGAACAUCAUGGCCAGACCUGCAUCAACAAGAGAACUGGAGUCAACGAACCAAGGACAAAGAGUUUCACAAGCCUCCUCAGACCCCUGCUUAUGUCCAGAUGUCUGUGGUUGACCAUUACUUCCUAAUCACAACCAUCCCCUGUUCUGCUUUCCUGAU
Manis javanica (Malayan pangolin) is the source of this 696-nucleotide messenger RNA. NCBI's taxonomy places the organism in Eukaryota, Metazoa, Chordata, Mammalia, Pholidota, Manidae. The record is from RefSeq and is a predicted model, not a curated record.